Molecule: messenger RNA, 8609 nt
Organism: Suricata suricatta (meerkat)
Lineage: Eukaryota; Metazoa; Chordata; Mammalia; Carnivora; Herpestidae
Gene: ANKRD11
Product: ankyrin repeat domain 11
Exons: 14
Coding region: 622-8502 (2626 amino acids)
Biological process (GO): anatomical structure morphogenesis
Cellular component (GO): nucleus
Molecular function (GO): protein binding
Source: RefSeq, a predicted model, not a curated record
CCUGAGCCAGUACCAAGGACACUCAGUCAUCCGAGCCACCCAGGCGCCAAUGCACUGGGCAGUUUUGAGGAGUACAGGGUUUGUUUUUAUGUCUUUGUAACCAUUCACCCAUUUGGCACAAUGACAAAACCGCGUAUGGCUGGCUUCUGGGUUUCUCUGGCUGCUUUUCCAGAUGCAGACUGCCUUACAGUGGGAGAGCAGUCUGGUACUUUUUUUGGCGACUGGAAUGAAUUAUCUGUCGCAUGGAGGGACUUGUAACUCUAGACAGACUUUGCUUUUCCCGUGUUAGGUUGGUUCAGCCCCUGUUCCUUGCUACUUGUGCAGGGCUGUGUGACGGAGGUGCAGAAGGACUGAGCGGGCCCGCCCUGAGGUUGGGAAGGAAGAGUCGCGCUCGGGCUGUGACACGACAUAGGAGUUGAGAGGAGAGGAAGCAUUUCUGCCUCUGAAGUCUGGGAGAUGUCAUGGAGGAAGUGUUAUAACGUGCCCAGCGCUGCUCGGGGACGCGCCCUGUUGGACCGCACACACAGUCUUCAUCGGCGUCAGCUUUCAGCUAUGGAAUCGCAGACGGUCGAUGACGAAGCGAUGGCAGUCUAAAUGAAGAUCGGGUGAGGGAGAAGAACGAUGCCCAAGGGUGGGUGUUCUAGAACACCACAGCACGAAGACUUCUCCCUCAGCAGCGACAUGGUGGAGAAGCAAACGGGGAAAAAGGAUAAAGAUAAAGUUUCUCUGACCAAGACCCCAAAGCUGGACCGCGGCGAUGGAGGGAAGGAGGUGAGGGAGCGAGCGAGCAAGCGGAGGCUGCCCUUCACUGUGGGGGCCCAUGGAGAGCAGAAGGACUCGGACACAGAGAAGCAGGGUCCUGAGCGGAAGAGGAUUAAGAAGGAGCCCGUCACCCGGAAGGCCGGGCUGCUGUUCGGCAUGGGGCUGUCUGGGAUCCGGGCCGGCUACCCCCUCUCCGAGCGCCAGCAGGUGGCGCUCCUCAUGCAGAUGACGGCCGAGGAGUCCGCCAACAGCCCAGUAGACACGACACCAAAGCACCCCUCCCAGUCCACAGUGUGUCAGAAGGGGACGCCCAACUCUGCCUCGAAAACCAAAGACAAGGUGAACAAGCGCAACGAGCGGGGGGAGACGCGGCUGCACCGCGCGGCCAUCCGCGGGGACGCCCGGCGCAUCAAGGAGCUCAUCGGCGAGGGCGCCGACGUCAAUGUCAAGGACUUCGCGGGCUGGACGGCGCUGCACGAGGCGUGUAACCGGGGCUACUACGACGUCGCCAAGCAGCUGCUGGCCGCGGGUGCAGAGGUGAACACCAAGGGCCUGGAUGACGACACGCCCCUGCACGACGCUGCCAACAACGGGCACUACAAGGUGGUGAAGCUGCUGCUGCGCUACGGCGGGAACCCUCAGCAGAGCAACAGGAAGGGCGAGACUCCGCUGAAGGUGGCCAGCUCCCCGACCAUGGUGAACCUCCUGCUGGGCAAGGGCACCUACACGUCCAGCGAGGAGAGCUCAACCGCAGAGAGCUCCGAGGAGGACGCCCCGUCGUUCGCACCCUCCAGCUCAGCUGACGGCAAUAACACAGACUCUGAGUUUGAGAAGGGCCUAAAGCACAAGGCCAAGAACCCAGAGCCCCAGAAGACCGUCACCCCCGUCAAGGAUGAGUACGAGUUUGACGAGGAUGACGAGCAGGACAGAGUCCCUCCAGUGGACGACAAACACUUACUGAAAAAAGAUUAUAGAAAAGAAACUAAAUCAAAUAGUUUUAUUUCUAUACCCAAAAUGGAAGUGAAAAGUUACACUAAGAAUAACACGAUGGCACCAAAGAAAGCGGCUCAUCGCAUCCUGUCAGACACGUCAGACGAGGAGGGCGCUGCUGCCGCUGCGGGGACAGGAGAGAAACUGAGGCUCUCGGCGCACACGGUCCUGCCCAGCAACAAAACACGGGACCCUUCCAAUUCCAAGCAGCAGAAAGAGAAAACGAAAGUGAAAAAGAAGCGGAAGAAGGAGACAAAAGGCAAAGAAGUGCGGUUUGGGAAAAGGACUGACAAGUUCUGCUCCUCCGAGUCGGAGAGCGAGUCCUCGGAGAGCGCGGAGGACGACGGGGACUCGGCGGGGAGCGCCGGCUGCCUCAAGGAGUCCCCGCUGGUGCUGAAGGACCCGUCCCUGUUCGGCUCUCUGUCCGCCUCCUCCACCUCGUCUCACGGGAGCUCUGCUGCCCAGAAACAUAACCCCGGCCACGCGGACCCGCACGCCAAGCACUGGCGGACAGACAACUGGAAAAGCCUCUCUUCUCCCGCCUGGUCGGAGGUCAGCUCUCUGUCAGACUCCACGAGGACAAGGCUGACGAGCGAGUCUGACUGCUCCUCCGAGGGCUCCAGCGCGGAGUCGCUGAAGCCUGUGAGGAAGAAGCAGGAGCACAGGAAGCGGGGCGGCCCGCAGGGCGUGCUGUCGGACAAGAAGAACUCUUUCCACGCCAGCGUCGACGGCGCCAUCCCCAAGCUGGACAAGGAGGGGAAGGUCGUCAAGAAACACAAAACAAAACACAAACACAAAAACAAGGAGAAAGGGCUGUGCUCCGUCGGUCAGGAACUCAAACUGAAAAGUUUCACUUACGAGUACGAGGACUCCAAACAGCGGUCGGAGAAGGCCGUCCUCCUGGACAGCGACGUCUCCAGCGAGAGCAAGGGGAGGGCCUUGAAGCCCGACAGGGACCACUUCAGGAAGGAGGAGCGGCUCGGCAAGGUCAAGUCGGAGGACCGGGAGUGGCUCUUCAAAGAGGACGUGGCCAAGGUCUCCAAAGAUGAAAGAUCCCUGAAGAGACUCAAAGACGUGAGCAGGUCUUUCCGAGAAGAGAAAGACCGUGUGAAUAAAGCAGAAAAAGAGAAACUGGUGAAGGAAAAGUCUCCCAAGGAGGAAAGACUGAGGCUCUACAAAGAGGAAAGAAAGAAAAAGUCCAAAGACCGGGCCGCCAAGUUAGAGAAGAAGAAUGACUGUAAGGAGGACAGGAGUCAGAAGGAGAAGGCUUUCAAGGAAGAAAAAGAAAAAUUGAAAAAAGAAAAAGUUUAUAGGGAAGACUCCUCCGCUUUCGACGAAUAUUGUAACAAGAGUCAGUUUCUGGAGAAUGAAGACACCAAAUUCAGCCUUUCCGACGACCAGCAGGAUCGGUGGUUCUCGGACUUGUCCGAUUCAUCCUUUGAUUUCAAAGGAGACGACAGCUGGGAUUCUCCAGUGACAGACUACAGGGACGUUAAAAGUGACCCCGUGGCCAGACUGAUCCUGGAGACCGUGAAGGAAGACAGCAAGGAGAAGAAGCGGGAGAGCCGGGGCCGCGAGAAGCGAGACUAUGGGGACAGGCGCGGCGACAGGGACGCCUUCUUCAGGAAGAAGGACAGGGACUGUCUGGACAAGAGCUCGGAGAGGAGGAGGGAGCAGGCGGACAAGCACAAGGGCGUCCCCGGCUGCCUCCCCGACAAGGACAAAAAGCGGAGGGAGUCCGCCGAGGGUGGGCGGGACAGGAAGGACCCCCUCGAGGCCGCCAAGGAGCGGAAGGACGGCCGGCCCAAGCCCGAGGAGGCCCACCGAGAGGAGCUGAAGGAGCUGAGCGGCGAGGCGGGCUUCAAGGACAGGCCCGACUGUGACUCCGGGAAGGGCCCAGAGCCCUGGGAGCGGCUCCAUGCGGGGAGGGACAAGGACAGGAAGGACAAGGGGAAACUCGAGAAAUACAAAGACAAGUCCAGUGACAAAGAUAAAAGCGAAAAGUCUGUCCUGGAGAAAUGUCAGAAGGACAAGGAGCUUGAGAAGUGCUUUAAGGAGAAGAAAGACCCCAAGGAGAAGCACAAAGACAAGGAGCGGAAAGCGGCGCUCGAGCAGGGGAAGGAGAGGAGGGACAAAGGCUUCCCCGGGCUCCUCCCCGAGGACUUCCCGGAGAAGAAGGACGAGAAGAAGGGGAAGGAGAAGAGCUGGUACAUCGCCGACAUCUUCACGGACGAAAGUGAGGACGAGAAGGACGAGUUCACGGCCUGUGGGCUCCGACUCGGGGACGCCGGGGACACGCCGCGGGCGGACGGCCCCCAGGACGCCGACCGGCACCGGAAGCACUCUGCUGACCGGCAGCACUCAGAGAGGCAGAAAGAUCGAGAGCUCCGAGAAAAGAAGAAGGAGAAGGGAGCCGCAGAAGGGGCGAAAGACAAGAAAGAGAAGACGCUGGAGAAGCACAAGGACAAGAAGGACAAGGACAGGAGAGACCGCGCGCCGGCCGAGCCCGCUCAGGAGAAGAAGAGCAGGCCGAAGCCCCCCGAGAAGACAGAGCGGAAGCCCUCGGCCGAGGACAAGGCCAGGAGCAGGCACCGCGAGAGGCCAGACCGGGAGCACUGCCGGGACCGGAAGGCGUCCCGGAGCACCGAGGCGGAGAGGAGCCUGCUGGAGAGGCUGGAGGAGGAGGCUCUGCACGCGUACAGGGAGGACUCCAACGACAAGGCCAGCGAGGUGUCCUCCGACAGCUUCACCGACCGCGGGCAGGAGCCAGGCCUGAGCGCCCUCCUGGAGGUGGCCUUCGCGGAGCCCCCGGAGGAGAAGGUCAAGGAGAGGGAAAGGCACAGACACUCUUCGUCCUCGUCCAAGAAAAGCCACGAUCGGGAGAGAGUCAAGAAAGACAAGUGUGAGAAGAGAGACAAGAGUGACGACUACAAGGACACCGGCAGCAGGAAGGACCCCGGCCCGUACGACAGGGACUUCUCGGACGCCGACGCCUACGGGAUCCCUUACGGCGCAAAGGUGGACGCAGAAGACGAGUUAGAUAAAACCAUUGAGCUGCUGGCCGCUGAGAAGAAAGAUAAAAACGACUACGAGAGGGAGCCUUCCAAGAAAGUGGAGAAGGAGCUGAAGCCGUGCGGCUCCGGGGCGGCCGGGGCCCUCAAGGAGAAGAGGCGGCGGGCGCGGCACCGCGAGAGGUGGCGGGAGGAGCGGGAGAAGCACCGGGAGCGGCACCACAGGGACGAGCAGAAGCCCGCAGCCAGGGACAAGGACAACCCUCCAAACGCGCUCAGAGACAAGUCCCGGGACGAGGGCCUCAGACUCGGAGAGACCAAACCGAAGGAGAAGGUCAAGGAAAAUCCAGAGAAGGAAAAGGGCGACUCGACGAAGGUCAGCAACGGAAACGAUAAGCUGCCGGCAUCCAGAGACCCGGGCAAGAGAGACGCCCGGCCCCGAGAGAAGCUUCUGGGCGACGGCGACCUGAUGAUGACCAGCUUCGAGCGCAUGCUGUCCCAGAAGGACCUGGAGGUGGAGGAGCGGCACAAGCGGCACAAGGAGAGGAUGAAGCAGAUGGAGAAGAUGCGGCACCGGUCCGGGGACCCGAAGCUCAAGGAGCGGCCGAAGCCCGCCGAGGACGCACGCAAGAAGGGCCCCGACGCGCCCGCAAAGAGGCCGCCGGCGCCGGACCCCGCCCCGAGGGACAGGAGGCUCAAGGAGCCCGCCGCGGAGAGCAAGCCCCGCCCGGGGCCUGCCGCCGAUGCCAGGGACUGGCUGGCGGGGCCGCACAUGAAAGAGGUGCUGCCCGCCUCUCCGCGGCCAGAGCAGGGCCGGCCCACGGGGGUCCCUGCGCCCGCGGCUGUGGUGUCGGGCCCCAGCUACGAGGAGGCCAUGCACACGCCCCGGACCCCGUCCUGCAGCGCGGACGACUCCGACCUCAUUUUCGACUGCACUGACCCCCAGCCCGCCUCCAGCACGUCCGCCAGCGCCUGCUCCCCCUCUUUUUUCGACAGGUUCUCUGUGGCGGCGAGUGGGAUUCCGGAGACCGCAAGCCAGACGCCCACGAGGCCGCUGUGCACAAGCCUUUACCGUUCGGUGUCCGUCGAUAUCAGGAGGACCCCCGAGGAAGAAUUCAGCACUGGGGACAAGCUCUUCCGACAGCAGAGCGUCCCCACCGCGUCCAGUUAUGACUCGCCAGGGCAGCGCCUGGACGACAAGGCCCCUGUGCCCCCAGGUCCCGCCGAAAAGUUCGCCUGCAUGUCCCCGGGGUACUACUCCCCGGACUACGGCAUCCCCUCCCCCAAAGCAGACGCUCUGCACUGCCCGCCUGCGGCUGUGGUCAACAUCAGCCCCUCCCCAGAGGGUGCCUUCUCCGGUUUACAAGCAAAGUCCCCCCCUUCGCACAGAGAUGAGCUAUUGGCCCCGUCCAUGGAGGGAGCCCUCCCGCCUGACUUGGGCAUUCCCCUGGAUGCCACGGAGGACCAGCAGGCCACUGCCGCCAUCAUCCCCCCGGAGCCCAGCUACCUGGAGCCGCUGGACGAGGGCCCCUUCAGCACGGUCAUCACCGAGGAGCCCGUUGAGUGGGCACACCCGGCCGCCUCGGAGCAGGGCCUGGCCUGCGGCCUGAUCGGGGGCGCCCCCGAGAACCCUGUCAGUUGGCCGGGGGGGCCGGGCCUCCUGCUUAAGUCCCCACAGCACCUCCCGGGGUCCCCGCAGCAUUUCUGCCCCACUGAGGCCCUCCACCCUGCUGCCCCAGGGCCCUUUGGCACCACAGAGCCCCCUUACCCAGGCUCCCCUGACUCAUACCCUCUGUCGGCCACUGAGCCUGGACUCGAGGGUGCCAAAGGCGAUGUGGCUGAAGUGGUCCCGGCCACUGUCCCCACCCCAGAAGAACCAGCCCCCUUUCCCCCUCCUUCCAGGCUGGAGCCCUUUUUCACCAACUGUAAACCGCUGCCCGACGUGCCCCCCGACGCGGCCCCAGAGCCUGCGUGUUUGGGUGCCGUGACUCAGGUGGAGGCUCUGGCACCCGUGCAAACUAACUUCCUGGAAAACGGGAAUGACCUGCCGGCCCUCGGCCAGGUGGAGCCGGUGCCCUGGCCGGACAGCUUCCCCAGCCCCGAGGACGACUUAGACCUGGGGCCCUUCUCUCUGCCGGAGCUCCCUCUUCAAGCUAAGGACGUUUCUGAUGCUGAAACAGAACCCGCAGAGGAGGCUCCCCUUGGUCCCCCAGAGAACACCCCCACGGGGCCCCCUGCGGUCCCGGGCGCCGGGGAGGUCCCCGCAGCAGCUGCUGAGGAGCAGCCCUUGCUGCCCCCCGGCCAGGCGGCUCCCCGGACCCCCGCCGAGCCGGAGCCCAAGCCAGUAGAGGAGCCCGCGCCGGACGUGAUGGUGGAAAGCACGGCUGGAGCCGGGGGCACGUCAGAGGGUAGUGUACCCCCCGAGGACUCGGACUGCAGCCUGGGGCCCGUGCCGGCGCCCCCGGAGCGGCAUCCCGCAGCGAGCGCAGACGAGGAGGCCGAGGGCCCGGACCCCCCAGCGGUGCCCCACGGCAUGCCUGACGCCCCUGCGGAGGGCUCGGCGCAGGCGCACGUGGCGGACGGGGCCGGUCUCGAGGGACCUGUGGGCGGCGUCCAGCCCGAGGCUACAGACCCAGAGCCCAGACCCACAGCCGAAGCCCCCAAGGUGCCCAAGGCGGAGGAGGUCCCCCAGCGCAUGACGAGGAACCGGGCCCAGAUGCUGGCCAACCAGAGCAAGCAGAGCUCGCCGCCCGCCGAGAAGGAGCCCGCGCCCCGCGCCAAGGGCCGCUGCUGCGAGGAGGACGACCCGCAGGCCCAGCACCCGCGCAAGCGCCGCUUCCAGCGCUCCGGCCAGCCGCUGCCGCAGCAGAUGAACACGUCUACGCAGCAGACGCGGGAGGUGAUCCAGCAGACGCUGGCCGCCAUCGUGGACGCCAUCAAGCUGGACGACAUCGAGCCGUACCACAGCGACAGGUCCAACCCCUACUUCGAGUACCUGCAGAUCAGGAAGAAGAUCGAGGAGAAGCGGAAGAUCCUCUGCUACAUCAGCCCGCAGGCGCCCCAGUGCUACGCAGAGUACGUCACCUACACGGGCUCCUACCUCCUGGACGGCAAGCCGCUCAGCAAGCUGCACAUACCCGUGAUCGCACCCCCGCCCUCCCUGGCGGAGCCCCUGAAGGAGCUCUUCAAGCAGCAGGAGGCCGUGAGGGGGAAGCUGCGCCUGCAGCACAGCAUCGAGCGGGAGAAGCUCAUCGUGUCCUGCGAGCAGGAGAUCCUGCGGGUCCACUGCCGGGCAGCGAGGACCAUCGCCAACCAGGCCGUGCCGUUCAGCGCCUGCACCAUGCUGCUCGACUCCGAGGUCUACAACAUGCCUCUGGAAAGCCAGGGCGAUGAGAACAAGUCCGUGCGCGACCGCUUCAACGCGCGCCAGUUCAUCUCCUGGCUGCAGGACGUGGACGACAAGUACGACCGCAUGAAGGUGUGCGGGGAGCAGCUCCUGUCACCAGCUGGCGGUCAGACCUCUGUGGGACCCCACCUUGAGCCCUCCUCAAAGACGUGUCUCCUGAUGCGGCAGCAGCACGAGGCGGCCGCCCUCAACGCCGUGCAGAGGAUGGAGUGGCAGCUGAAGGUCCAGGAGCUGGACCCCGCCGGGCACAAGUCCCUGUGUGUGAACGAGGUGCCCUCCUUCUACGUGCCCAUGGUUGACGUCAACGACGACUUCGUGCUUCUGCCGGCCUGACCCCCCACUCGAGGGCCACACGGGACACAGGCCAGGGCCACACGCGUCUGCCGGCGCCGCGGCCGAGUCCGGGCAGUGCGGGGAGACCUUGUCCUUCGGGCCGGGAC